Messenger RNA from Spinacia oleracea (spinach), 1634 nucleotides. RefSeq names its product 50S ribosomal protein L21, mitochondrial-like. NCBI's taxonomy places the organism in Eukaryota, Viridiplantae, Streptophyta, Magnoliopsida, Caryophyllales, Amaranthaceae. Gene Ontology annotation, biological process: translation. The coding region runs from base 331 to 1179 and encodes 282 amino acids. The record is from RefSeq and is a predicted model, not a curated record. The transcript has 6 exons. Gene Ontology annotation, cellular component: ribosome. Gene Ontology annotation, molecular function: RNA binding; structural constituent of ribosome.
AAUUUGUAGCACGGUUUCGAAGGCUAUGCAAGUGUGAAAUACAGAGUAACUGAGAUCUUCUUCAACCUAUCUUCUUCAACCUAAUUUCAGUUUUCUGGCGGAAAAACUUUGAUACAAUCAGCAAGUUUGCUUGGGAAACGUGAAUAUUAGAUUGAAAUCUCGUUUCCCAUUCGUUUCCGGGAUGAAUUCAGUUUCAAACACGUCUCCAUUUUUCUGAAACGGUUUCGGCGCGUUCCGAAACGCGUUUCCGGGGUUUCCCCGUUCCAGGACGUUUCGGAAACGCACCCUAAAGUUCCUGUAUACGCCACUGCUUACUUCACACCAACAACAAUGGCGUCCAGGCGGUGUUUCACCACUCUCACCCGCCUUUCGUUCAACCCCCUCUUCUCCAAGUCCAACUCGCUCCACUCCCUCAAAUCUCUAACUUCUCCCCUCCGUUCUCUGCAAUGCCUCCCCCACACUCUCUCUCCUCAAUCCAACCCUCAUUCAUUCCUACCUCGCUACUUCUCUUCCCGUACUCAAAACCAUAAAUCCCCCAAAAUCACCGAAAACGAUGAGGAUGAGGAUGAUGAUGAUGAUGAUGAUGAUGAUGAUGAUGAUGAUGAUGAUAAUGAGGAAGAUUAUACAAGCGGAGAAGAGGAGAGAGAAGUUUCAAAUGAGCCGUCUAAUCUAGCUGAUAGAUCGUAUUUUGUAGAGGAUAAACUUGAAGAAGCUGCUCAUAUUGGGUAUAAGGUUAUUGGGCCGCUUUUGCCUACUGAUCGGGUUUUUAAACCCUAUGAACUCGCUUUUGCAGUUGUUCAGGUAGGAUCGCAUCAGUUUAAAGUGAGUAAUGGGGAUUGCAUCUAUGUGGAGAAGCUCAAGUACUGUGAGGUCAAUGAUAAGUUGAUCUUAAGUAAGGUCUUGAUGGCGGGUUCACCAACUCAAACAAUGAUCGGGAGACCUAUAUUGCCAGAGGUAGCAGUUCAUGCUGUAGUGGAGGAGCAUGCUUUAGAUGCCAAGGUGAUCAUCUUUAAAAAGAAGCGAAGAAAGAACUACCGGAGAACCAAAGGUCACAGACAGGAGCUCACUAGGUUGAGAAUAACUGACGUAGAAGGAAUUGAGAAACCAGAAGCACCACCAGUUGGGAAGACGCUUAAAAUAUCUGCUAAGAAAGUAGAAAAAGUAGCAGUGGAUGCAUAGUUGAAUUGCUGAUCUGAUAUGCUGAAUUGCUGAUGAUAGAGGCUCAACUCUUGCAAACUGACACUGGGAUUUCAUGUCAUGUUUGUUGAAUUUAUGUUAUAGGAAGUUUUGAUUCUAACCAUAUGUUAGGUUUUGAUGGUUAAUCUUGUAGGUGUAAAAUUUGUUCAAUUCAUAAACCAUCGAGCAGACACGUGCAAUUCUUCUCCCUUGAUGAAAGGAGUUGGAGGUCUACUGGAAUGAGUUCAAUAUCGUAGUUGUCUCCUUGAUAAAGUUCUGGUUAACAUUAUGGAACAUCUGUUUUGCCAACUUUACCUGUGGCCAGUUGUUCAUAGAUUUAUGUAAGAAAUCGCAGAAGGGGUAUUUUUACCACUGUUUGCAUAUCUUUUUAUUUGUGUUGUAUUUGGUCGUAUUUCAAUAGUAUUUCAAUAAUCAGUUUUUUUUUCCUCUCCUGAAAA